AUGAUCAACCGGCUGGGUGACAAGAGUGGCGUCGGUUACGAUAGGUUUAUGAAGAAGCGUAUGUUCAAAACCUUUAGAGCGAAGGCACUUAGUUCCUUCGUAGAUUCUGCGCUAGAUAAUCGUGGCAACGCUCGAACUUUAGCAACCUCUGCUAAUAUAAUAUGCUCCGGACGCGCGAAGCUAGAUUCUAAAACACGUAAGACCUCUUGUGGAUCCCUCGCAGCAGCCAGCAAGACCACCACCGCCUCGCGGGCAGGUCCGCGUAAAGCAGCAUUUAAUCUUGCUAGAUUUUCAGAUGAGGAGAAAAAGAACAAACACGGCGCCGAAUUGGGUGAGUUUGUUGACGUUGUAAAGAAAAAGCCCAAAAAGAGAUUGGCGUUACCAACUAAUUUUGUGCUGAAACCACAGGGUGAACAAGAAGUAGAUGAAUAUCACGAUAAGGAGGAAGGUGGUGGUGAUGAUUAUUUUGAUAAAAAGGAAUGGUCCGCUACUGGAACCUCUGACCCUCAUCCGGAAAGCAGUGAAGCUAAUAAACCCGAAGUGGAUAAAACAGAUCCCGCUAAGCUGGCAGAUAUCGACGGAAUAGUCAAUAUAAUAACUAAACAGGAAGCGCACCCCAUACAGUCUGAAGAUAAAAUAAAAUUUGAAAGUGUAGAAGAUAAAAGUAGUGAGAACAAAAAGGAAAGCGAAGAGUUGAAAGAACUAGACGACGUGAAGGAAGAAAAACAUGAGGGCGCAAGUGAUAGCAAAGUGGCAAACACAGAUACCAAAAAGUACGAUGACUAUGAUUAUGAAGAAAAAGAAAAAACGAGCAAAGAAAAAUUGGAUCAAAGCGAAUCGGAGGCAAAGAAAGCUAAAAUUUUAGACAGCGUCGAUGAAUUAAAGGAACGCCACGCGGAAGAACAAAGACAAAUAUCGGAAAAAAUAAAAGAAGAAGAAUUAUUUAAAGACGAACAAGAGAGAAACUUGGAACGAUUUCCUCGUCGGGAAUACGAUAAAUACGACCUCAAGGAGCCUGAAUGGCGGAAAGGAAGUUCCGAGUACGAUGAAUACGACGAAAAAUUGUUAGAUGUAAGAGAUAAGUACAAAAUAGUCGCAAAGAAAUCUGUAGUAACAACUCCAAAGCCCAAAGCAGUGGAGCAACCGCCUCCAAUUAAUAAAAUUUCCUUGUUUUCAAACCCUAAUGCAUUCUUGAUAAGAGAUUAUGAGGAGAGCGAAGAGAAACCGACUACAGGUAAACCUAAGCGAAAUAAAAAUGCAAAAGAUGAGACAUCACAAAAGUUCUCUUCUCGGUAUCUUGAAGCAGAUCCAAAGGAUAAAGGUCGCGUAAGAAUAUCAUUAGUGCCAGAGGAGAAAGACUCAAAGGAGGGUGAACCGACUUUAUUCUUCCCGAAAAAGAGGUUAGGCCGAACAUGGAGAGCAUGGGAAGAAGGCAUACGAGGUGGUUGCACCGCACGAGUGCGCUGGCUUGCGGAGAGGAAAUUUCUCACAUCUGCUUCACUGGGGAAACACGAAGAUACAAAGACGAAGAAGGGCUACCACGACCGGGAAAACCACAUCGGAAAGUACGACGAUCAGGGUGGCAUCGACAAGGACCACCACGACGAAUCCCAACACUACGGCCACCACCACCAUGAGGAGCAUGGCAAGAAACACGCUAAGUACGAAGAGUCCGGCAAGCACUCAAAAGGACACAGCACAAAAGGCAGCCACGAUAUCCACAAGAAAGAGGAAUAUGAAAAGAACGUUGAAUUCUUCGAAGAGGAAGGCGACGAUGAUGAGGAAGAGACACAUGGCGGCCAUCACGACGAGAAGAGUCACGCGGAGGGCGGACUCUUCAAAAAAGAAAACCUCGAAAGUGGUCACGAAGGGCACACAAAAGGUGACACCGGUCACUACAGCAAAGGCGGGUUUGGGCAUUACAACAAGGGCCACAAAUCAUCAGGCGGACAUGACGGCCACGGGCGCCAUGGUAGAGAGAAUCACCACACUGAAGGCAAAGACGCGGGCAAAAAGUGGAUCUACCAUCACGGAGCACCCGCCCGCACCGCACACCUCAAGCCUAUUGACCGCGCAGACCCUCGACUCUUCCGCCCUAGGUUUUUCUGAUAGGGACAUGCCUCCCACACAGGAUUAUCUCAAGAAACAUAUACGUGCGGUUGCGAAACAUCUCA
This is a messenger RNA of Papilio xuthus (Asian swallowtail), 2174 nucleotides long. NCBI's taxonomy places the organism in Eukaryota, Metazoa, Arthropoda, Insecta, Lepidoptera, Papilionidae. The record is from RefSeq and is a predicted model, not a curated record.